AUGAUGAAAAAAAUACCUGGAUUCAAGUUCAACUUCAUAGUCGGCAACGCGUUUGAAAUAUUAGUUUCGCCAGAUGAAUUAUUCGACAAAGCAAGAAAAUGGGCAACAGACUUUAAAGGUAUAUAUGGAUUUUACAUGUACCCCAGUGCAUGUAUUAAUAUAUACAAUGCAGAUGACGUUAAAGUAAUACUUUCGACUUUCAAACAUCACCAGAAGAGUAUCAUCUAUAAUCUUCUAAAACCUUGGCUUCGGCAAGGUUUACUUCUUAGUAAAGGAUCGAAAUGGUUGGAGCGUCGCAAAAUUCUCACGCCAACAUUUCACUUCAAUGUCUUACAAAAAUAUUAUCCUAUCAUGGUGGAUAGCACGGAACGUCUUCUAGAAACCUUGGAUCAAACGAAAGAGGAUACUAUAGACAUAUGUCCGGUUAUUUCAGAUUUUGCUUUAAGUUCUAUCUGUGAAACCGCAAUGGGAACAAAGAUAAAUGAAUACGCAGACGGCAGGAAAUAUAAAGAAGCGAUACAUAGAAUAAGAAAAGUGAUAUACCAAAGAUUCGUAAAUAUCGUUCUGUCUGUAGACUUUAUAUUUCGCCUCACCUCGCUUAAGAAAGAAUAUACGAAAUAUCUAUCUAUAGUCCACGAUUUUACUAAAAACGUAAUUGAGAAUAGAAAACGAGAAAUGAAAAAUAUUUCAGAAACGGAAGUCAUGAGUAACGAGGGUAAUAACGAGAAUGUUUACUUUGGGAAGAAGCGGACAGCGUUUUUAGAUUUUUUGAUAUUGGCUCAAAGGAAAGGUCAGACCGAUGAAGUCGGUAUUCAGGAGGAGGUGGACACGUUUAUGUUUCGUGGUCAUGACACUGUUAGUGCAGCAUUGACUUACUCUUUGUUAUUAUUAGCGGAACAUACAUCAAUACAGAAUAAAGUGGUCGACGAGUUACAAAGGAUUUUCGGUGAUGACACCAGAAAAGCAACUAUGGACGACUUGGCUUUAAUGCACUAUCUUGAAUGUUGCAUCAAAGAGGGGAUGAGACUCUACCCACCAGUACCAUUUAUAAGUAGAAGGAUGACGGAGAGCGUAACUCUAAGCAAUUACACGGUACCCAGAGGUGCUAUGUGCCACAUUCAUAUUUACGACUUACACCGUCAAGAGAGCUUAUUCAACAAUGCUUCGACAUACGACCCUGACCGCUUCCUACCUGAAAAUAGUAUUGGAAGACACCCAUACGCCUAUGUUGCCUUCAGUGCUGGGCCCAGGAAUUGUAUAGGACAGAAGUUCGCAAUGAUCGAGAUGAAACUAGCCAUAUCAUCUAUCCUGAGGAGAUUCGAGCUGGUUCCGAUGAUAAAAACUGAAGACCUGAAGUUCACAGCUGACAUAAUUUUGAAAACUUCUCACCCUAUACAAAUUAAAUUCAUUAGACUGUUGAUAGUGAUUUUAUGCUCGGUGGAAUAUUUCGUGAAUAGAAAUGAAAACGCGAGAGCAAUCAAGAACGUUCCAGGCUUUAAGGACGUUUUCUUUUUCGGGAAUGCGUUGGCCGUUUUUGGAAUGAAUUCAGUGGGUUUAUUCAAUUUGGGCAGAGAGUGUGCGAAAAAGUUUAAUGGAAUAUAUCGCUUUUAUAGUUUAUCUAUCGCAGCUGUAAACAUUUAUAACCCGGAAGACGUUGAGAUCAUAACAUCAAGCAUGAAACAUCAUGAAAAGAGCAUAAUUUAUAAAUUCUUCGAAACUUGGCUGAAAGACGGUUUACUCAUUAGCAAUGGUUCAAAGUGGCAAGAAAGACGGAAGAUUCUCACUUCAGCGUUCCAUUUUAACAUUUUGCGCAAAUACUUUCCUAUACUUGGUGAGAAUAGCCAGAAACUUGUGAAGAUGGUGGAGAAGAGCAAUGGAGAGGCAAUAGACAUUGUUCCAGUUCUGUGUGACUUCACUCUAGACUCUAUAAGUGAAACUGCCAUGGGAGUAAAACUCGACAAAGACGUGACCGAUUCAGGAGACGCCUACAAGAACGCGGUAUACGAAACGAUAAAAACGCUGAUCCAUCGUUUUAUCAGAAUAUACCUGUAUCCGGAUUUUAUAUUCAACUGCAGUCCUCAAGGUAUUAAACAGUCCCGUUAUCUGACCAUCAUUCAUAGAUUCAUCGCAAAAGUUAUUAAGAAGAGGAAAGAAAAUAUCAGGGAUAAAGAAGAAGAAGACACUGCAACUGAUGAUAACGAUAACUUUGUUUACAAGAGGAAGAAAAGAGCUGCCAUGUUGGAUUUGCUGAUAUCAGCUCAGAAAGACGGUCUCAUUGAUGAUGAAGGGAUCGAAGCUGAAGUCAAUACUUUUAUGUUUGAGGGUCACGACACAACUGGCGCUGGUCUCACCUAUUGUCUAUUAACACUCGCUGAGCAUCCAGUUAUUCAGGACAAAGUACUUGAAGAACUACAAAGCAUUUUAACUGACAGCGAUGGUUAUGCGUCUGUAGAAGAUCUAGCCUCAAUGAACUAUUUGGAAAGGUGCAUUAAAGAGACCAUGAGAUUAUACCCACCCGUGCCUUUUAUCAGUCGUAAAUUAACCGAAACCGUGAAAUUAAGUAACUACCAAGUGCCGAAAGGAACGAUGUGCCACAUACACAUUUACGACAUGCAUCGCCAGGAGAGCCUAUUCAAAGAUGCCUUAAAGUUUGAUCCAGACCGAUUCCUGCCCGAAAACUCUGUCGGUCGACACCCCUACGCUUAUAUUCCGUUUAGUGCCGGCCCUAGGAACUGUAUUGGCCAAAAAUUCGCUAUGAUGGAGAUGAAAUCGGCGCUUUCUGCUAUUCUGAUGAGAUUCAAGGUGCUACCAGUUACGACGUCCGCAGACCUCGAGUUCACCGCUGAUUUAGUGCUUAGAAAUUCAAAGCCUGUAUAUCUAAAAUUUAUUAAACGAUAA
Molecule: messenger RNA, 2898 nt
Organism: Leptosia nina
Lineage: Eukaryota; Metazoa; Arthropoda; Insecta; Lepidoptera; Pieridae
Source: the annotation of a GenBank genome assembly